Carya illinoinensis is the source of this 1313-nucleotide messenger RNA. RefSeq names its product glycine-rich cell wall structural protein-like. The coding region runs from base 51 to 1181 and encodes 376 amino acids. The transcript has 3 exons. The record is from RefSeq and is a predicted model, not a curated record. Lineage: Eukaryota; Viridiplantae; Streptophyta; Magnoliopsida; Fagales; Juglandaceae.
UAUAACACCCUUUCUUCACAUUUAUUUCUCUCCAUUGAUUUUGCCAAAAGAUGGGGAAGCUUUCCAAGUACCGUGGUGUUUUUUGUGUGAUGUUGGUAUUGUUGGUGAUAGGAUUGGCGGAAUGUCGGAAAAUUGAGGAAGAUACAUUUUCUGAUGGCAUAGGAGGUGGUUUGGGUGGUGGAGGUGGAGGUGGAAAAGGUGGCGGUUUUGGAGGUGGAGUAGGAGGUGGAGGCGGUGCUGGAGGAGGGAUAGGAGGUGGAGGCGAUGCAGGUGGUGGCAUUGGAGGAGGGAUUGGAGGUGGAAGUGGUGUAGGAGGAGGGAUUGGAGGUGGAGGUGGGAAAGGUAGUGGCAUUGGAGGUGGGAAAGGUGGUGGAGUAGGAGGUGGAGGCGGUGCAGGUGGUGGCAUUGGAGGUGGGAAAGGUGGUGGAGGUGGUGGUGGAGUAGGAGGUGGAGGCGGUGCAGGUGGUGGCAUUGGAGGUGGGAAAGGUGGUGGAGGUGGUGUUGGAGGAGGGAUUGGAGGUGGAGGUGGGAAAGGUGGUGGAGGUGGUGUAGGAGGAGGGAUUGGAGGUGGAGGUGGGAAAGGUGGUGGAGUAGGAGGUGGAGGCGGUGCAGGUGGUGGCAUUGGAGGUGGGAAAGGUGGUGGAGGUGGUGUUGGAGGUGGGAAAGGUGGUGGCAUUGGAGGUGGGAAAGGUGGUGGAGUAGGAGGUGGAGGCGGUGCAGGUGGUGGCAUUGGAGGUGGGAAAGGUGGUGGAGGUGGUGUUGGAGGAGGGAUUGGAGGUGGAGGUGGGAAAGGUGGUGGCAUUGGAGGUGGGAAAGGUGGUGGAGUAGGAGGUGGAGGUGGUGCCGGAGGAGGAAUUGGAGGUGGAGGCGGUACUGGUGGUGGCUUUGGAGGUGGAAAAGGUGGUGGUGUUGGAAGUGGUGCAGGUGGUGGCGUAGGAGGUGGCGGUGGUGCUGGAGGAGGCAUUGGAGGUGGAGGUGGAGGCGGUGCUGGAGGAGGGAUUGGUGGUGGAAGUGGUGUAGGAGGUGGCUUCGGAGGUGGAAAAGGUGGUGGUGUAGGAGGUGGAGGUGCGGGUGGGGGCUUUGGGGGUGGUAAAGGUGGGGGAGUAGGAGUAGGAGGUGGUGCCGGUGGUGGUUUUGGCGGCGGCGGCGGCGGUGGAGGGGGAAUUGGUGGCAGUUUUUAAAUAUUGAUCCGAAAACUUACAAGGAUCGUAGUUGCAAUGUAAUAUGAUGCCAUGUUCAUGCAUGGAUGUAUACUAAUAUUAUCUAAUUAGAAAGUCGAAUAAAUCGAGCUAGGCUACUACUUUAUGCAAAAA